This is a messenger RNA of Symbiodinium sp. CCMP2456, 687 nucleotides long. The record is from the annotation of a GenBank genome assembly. Lineage: Eukaryota; Dinophyceae; Suessiales; Symbiodiniaceae.
AUGCCUCCACCGCGGAUAGCAUGCGGGUGUGGAUGGAAGGCGCCGUCGCUGUUGAUCCUCUUAGUUACAACUGGCACGGCAGUUCGUGACGAGUCCUUCAGCACGAACAUCGAUGUCGACAAAUCGGACGGAAGUGCCGAGAAUAGUGCAUGGACAAAUUCGAGCUUGCUUGCGACGUCUCACAUGAAAUCCGCUGCUGAGCAGGUCCCUGGUGGGGCCCUUGCCGUGGCAGCUGCCGAAGUAGCCCUUGUGAAGGCCGUUGAGGUCCAGGCCCGGGUGAAAGCUCAAGCAAUGGUCUGCGCCGACCACAUCGUGGUGCCCCCAGGCCCCAUCGAGCUGAAACCGGACUGGCUAUACGGUGUUGGUUGCGCCUUGGAUCACGGGCACAUGUGCCGGUGUCCCUGGAGGGUGUUCUUCGGAUGCCAGAGGACAGGUAUGUUUGGCUUGCCUGGCGGAGUCACUACAGACAUCGUUCAAAAAAUGGGCUUCUGUCGCAUAGAACCCUGGAUCUUCAUCAUCCCUCCCGUUUUGCUUAUCGGCGCUGCCAUCGUCUUCAUGCCAUCUUCCUCGAGAUCCUCUUCGACCGGCGAGGAUGCAUCGCAACCGAGGUGGAUGAAGGGAGUCGACGACGAAGUGAAGGAGAGCAAACGCCGCAGCAAGUCCGAGACGAGCGAGGAUGAUGACUGA